Saprolegnia diclina VS20 is the source of this 4981-nucleotide messenger RNA. RefSeq lists its product as hypothetical. The transcript has 9 exons. Gene Ontology annotation, biological process: nucleus-vacuole junction assembly. Gene Ontology annotation, molecular function: protein-membrane adaptor activity; protein binding. The record is from RefSeq and is a predicted model, not a curated record. Lineage: Eukaryota; Oomycota; Saprolegniomycetes; Saprolegniales; Saprolegniaceae. The coding region runs from base 30 to 4898 and encodes 1622 amino acids.
CGAAUCUUGAACGGUCGUCAACCGCGCCGAUGGAGCCGACAUCGCUCGACGCGCCGACGACGGACGCUGCCAUGCCACCGCCUUCCGCCAGCGACGACAAUGCACCAAACGAGGCCUCUGAAGAAGUAGUGGAGAACAUUCCCGUCGUUGCACCACCACGCACGCCUUUGGAGCAGUUGGUAGAUGUAAUGGUGGCGGCCGAGCGAUCAUGGACCGCCAAGCUGGACGAGUACGCGCGGCGCAUCACCACGCUGCGCACCAACGCCGUGUCCAUCAAGCAGUCGCAUCAUGCGUCGACACUGGCUUUCCAGAAGCAGCUGCACGAGGCGCAGCUCAAGAACAAGUCGCUCUUGGCCAAGUGGGCCAAAGAAAAGGAAGUGCGGUCGGCCGAGAAGGAGUGGAUCGCGGAUGCAUGGCCGUCCCAUGUGGUGUUACCGCCCACGGUGCUGCGUCCGUUCAUGAAGGAUCUGCCGGCAACGCCCGCCGAAGUGAACGCUCGAGCAGCAGCCGCCCACAUGCAGCUCGCGCUCCAGACGGAGGCCAACGAGAUCGUAUCGCGCAUGGCCCAAGCCAAGCAAUGGUCGCUCGUCGAUGGCAGCUACUUUUACAACGCCAUCACGGGCGAAAGCGUCUGGGAAAAGCCGGCCAUCAUGGCGUACGAACCGCCACUCGGUUGGGACAAGAAGAAGAUGGCGUGGCGUGAAGGUGUCGUGCUCACGCUCCUCACCGACGUCACGCCGCGAUACACAACGCAGCUGAUCGAGCCCGGGACAAGUGGAGACGACAUUGUCGAAGCGGACAAGGCUGCGACGGAGCAAGCACCCGUCAACGACGACGACAACGACAGCGACGCCGAAGCCGAGGCGCUGGAUCCGCUCGACGUUCGGCGUCAGUUUGAAGUCAAGCGAGACGAUAUUGCACGCCGGGAAGCGCUUCUUCGCGGCGACCAACUCGCCCUUGAAACGCUGAGCCAGCAACUUCAAAAAGUUGUGGGGCACCGCCUUCGUACCGAGGCCAAAGCCAUUGACGACGAGGCCCAAGCUUACAUUGCUGCCGAGCGCAAGAAAAUUGCAAAGAAGCAGCGCGAGCUCGCAGCAGCCAAGGCCGAGGCCGACGCCAAGCUCGCGAAAGAGAAGGAGCUCAAGACGGGGCGCAAAUCGCCGGCGAAAUCACCGGUGGGAAAAGCCGUCGAGUUUGAAGCGCCGCCCGAGCCCGAAGUUAUCGCGCCUGUGGACCCGGACCGACCGCGGCUCUGCGCGCCGCAGAGUGCCGUGCCGGUUGUCACGUUUCACAAGGUCGCGGACGCCGCGUACCAGCACAUGCUGACGCUUCAGUCCGACAUCAAGGCGUUUGUGUUGCGAGAAGACGCGCUGUGGGAGAAGCAUGACGCCUUCCGCGAGCGCCUCGAAGCGCUCGUGGUCGACACGACCGAGCGCAUUGACAACCUCGAGGCGCGAAAGGCAGAGCUGGAAGAGAGCCUCGCCAUAGGUGGUGACGAGCUCGCAGCUUUGCAGCAACCGCUACCGCAGCCAUCGCUCGCGCCUGAGGACGAGGACGGCCGGUCGCGCUUUGACGUGUACGACGAAGCCAUGGCCAAGUGGGAUGCCACGGCCGCCACGCGCGCGCAAGAGGCGCAGGAGCUCGAGCACAAGCUGCGCGAGUGGACGCACGAGCUCAAGCACCAGCCAACGCCCUCGAUUCGAGACACGCUUGGAUUUUACGAGGCGGUCGUCGCAGCUGAGGUCGAGCGCGGCGCGGGUCUCUGGUCCAAGAAGACCGAGUACCUCGUGUGGCGCACCAAGUCGCUCGUGGACCGCACGGCGCGGGAAGAGCGGCUCCACAUGCUGCAAACCGACUUGGCCGAUCUUCAGACGCGCCUCGACGCCGCCAAGCGCGUGCCCUUGCAAGCCAUGAACGUGCUCGAGAGAGCCAAACUCGAGGCCCUCUCGGACGCCCAGUGCAGCUACUACUGCGCCAAGAUCCAAGCGGCGAUCGGCGAAAUCGAGCGCGAAGAGAAGGGCCUUGUCGACCUCAUGGCGUACGAACUGCAUGCGCUGCACUUUCACACAAUGCGCCUCGAGGAAGAAGCACUACUGCAGAGCGACGCAGAGAGUCUCUGGGACGACGCACAGGCUGAGCGAAAGGUGCUCGACGCGGCCGAUCUUGAACAAGCCAUGCUCGCCAAAGCGGGCUUGCCGCCGUCGCCUGCCAUGUCGUCUGCGCGAUUGGUGUUGCUGCGGCAGAUGAUUGCGCUCAACUACAAACGAGAGGCGCGCUGGCGUGCCCUUGCACGACUCGAGCGCACCGACGACACCAUUUGGCUUGAAGCCGACGAGUGGCUGCUCACGCAGCAAGCGCAGCGCUACGAAGCGCGCCUCCGCGACCUGCAGAGCGCCCAUGCGGUGGCCAUCUUUGGUCUGGAAGAGACGAUCGAGAAGCUCCAGGCGGAACUUGCGAUGGCGGUGCUGCAUCAACGCCAAGUCGAGCACGAGAAGGCUACGGUCCUCGCCAUGUUGCAGGAUGUGGACCGCGUCGUCGACAAGACGACCGUCGAGACGCUGCGGCUCUUGAAGCUUGAGAUUCAGCGACUCGAAGCCGAGAUUGUCGCGAUCAAGGCCGCGUAUGAGGCGCAGAUCGAAGACCUUGUUGCUGAGCACUCGACGGCCCGGCAGGCACUGGAAACCAAGCUGGAGGCGACGCUCGCGGAUGCAACGCUGCGCAUGCAGUGGCUCAAGGCCGUCAAGUGCGAACUGUCCGACCACAAGGUGCUCAACGAACACCUUUUGAUUGGCAUCGCAGCGCUCGAGAAACGCCGUGCCGCUGAAAUCAACGACAUGCAAGCGCGCAUCGUCAACCAACUGAGCAAGAUCCACCGACUGGAAAUGUGGAACAUGUCACUCAAGCAGUGCAUCGAAGCCAGCAACGAUCUCAUGCUCAAGUACCAGCGCGACCUCGAAGCCAAAGUCCAAGAACACCGAAAAGACCAGCGACAUUUGCGGCGUGAGAUCUGGCACCAGCGCGUGAGCGUGCAGCUGCUGCUGGCAAAUGCACAGCACCUUGUGCGCUUUUUCCUUCAGGGGGUUGCACACCUCUGCGGCCACGCCAACGACGCCCUGCGGGACGCGUCGGUCAUUCCCAUUCUUGUCGCGCUGUGCAAGGCACCGAGUGUCGCGGCCGAUCUGCGCACGCUCGCGACCGCGUCGCUCGGUAAAAUCGCGUGGAACCAGCCCCAGUCCCAGCGCUACGUGGGAUGGCGAGCCAAGACGAUGUGGCACAACUGGGUGCAAGUGCUCACAAAAGAAGCGUACGUUGUGCUGGAAGAAACCAAAUGCGACGACUUUGACGCGUCCAUGGACAUGGGUUCCGAAGCGAUGAACGUAAGUGCAGAUCCGCGCGAGCACGAGAAGUACCAGUCGCACCUCGAUCGAUUGCACGUGUUGCGCGAGGCAAAGCGCUGGCCGCACCACCCGACGCCCCCCGACUGCUGCGUGAACGAGACAAACCUAUUGGCCGUCGGCGACACGGACGGCGCGCUCCCCAUCUUGCUCGGUCUCUGUGGCCCGGGGCACCCCACGCCUGUUCGCGAGAGCGCACUGGCAUCGAUUGCGAUUUUAGCCCUCCACGCGCGCAACACCCACCUCAUGGGACGUACCCCGGGUUUCCUCCAAACGCUGUUGGACUUGAGCAAAACCGCGGCGUCGCCCACUUUGCAAAUGCACGCGUUGCAUUCGCUCGGCAAUCUCGCGUUCAACAACGUGACCAACCAAUCGCUCUUGUUGCGCCUCGACGCACUCCCGAUGCUACUGCACUGCUGCAAAACGCAGCGCGACGUCGAUGUGCUGGACGUGGCGACCGCGGCACUCGCGAGCUUGAGCCAGCGCCACGAAGGCGUCGGCUUUGCCUUGCUCCACAGCGACGGCAUCCUGCAGCUUCUCGAACUCGCCCAAGCGCCGUACUUGAGCGACGCGGUCGAAGACAACAAGCUCGAUUGCAUCCAAGGCAACAUUGCCACCGUGCUCGUCCACGUCAUGGAGAGCUGCGCCAACGGGUUCCGGUCGCUCUGCGCCAAGGCGCCCGAGACGUACGUGACGCUGUGCCUCCAGCUCUGCGGGUCGCCCUUCACCACGGUGCAGCUCGCGGCCGUCAUGGUGCUCGGGCACUUGGCGAUGGACGAUGCGCUCCGCGCGUGGCUCGGUGAUAACGACGCGAUCGAGCUUCUCCUGGCCUUUUUACCCGACGAGAUACCAUCUAUUUCAAGCCACCGCAGUGAGCACCAGACCGAGUCGCGCGUGGGCCUCGACGACGACGAACUGCCGCUGCAAGUGAGCUGGGCGCUUAUUCAACUGAGCUGGCACCGCGACAACCAAACGCGGCUCGCGCUGCAUUUGCCCAAGCUCUACGUCUACGCCACCCAACCGGCUGGCCGCGUCCGCGUCCACGUCCUGACGAUUGUCGCCAACGUGUUGUUUUACCACCCCGAGAACCGCGCCGCGGUCCUCGCCGACCCACAGCAGCGAUGGAUCGACCUCUUUGUUCAGCUCUGCGAGGACUUCGCGGUUGCGCCGCAGCGCGAGGCGAACGCGGGCGCCGUCGAACACGCGGUGCGCGCGCUCACGGGCUUGAGCUACGACGCGCCCUUUGCCAGCGCGUGCGACCACCUCCGCAUUUGCAUUGCGGUGCUUGCCGCCACCGAAAUCGACGCGCCGGUCGUUGCACUCGCGCUGCAGUGGCUCACGAAUCUGUGCGUUUUGGACUCGCAGAAGAGCGUCUUUGCCCACUGCGACGGCGCGACCGAGACGGUCGUGCGGCUCUGUGGCGCCAACGACCGGCAUGUGCGCGACAAGGCGCAGACCGUGCUGGACCUCGUCGGCGACGCCCGGCCGCGCUGGCGGCAGUAAUUUGAAAAAUGGUUGCAACGACGACUGUUUUGUGGUCUUGCGAUGCAUCCUCUCUACCCGGUAUCGAUCCAACUCGUAUCCAA